Molecule: messenger RNA, 1541 nt
Organism: Quercus robur (English oak)
Lineage: Eukaryota; Viridiplantae; Streptophyta; Magnoliopsida; Fagales; Fagaceae
Product: syntaxin-121
Exons: 2
Coding region: 227-1225 (332 amino acids)
Biological process (GO): exocytosis; vesicle fusion; intracellular protein transport
Cellular component (GO): endomembrane system; SNARE complex; plasma membrane
Molecular function (GO): SNAP receptor activity; SNARE binding
Source: RefSeq, a predicted model, not a curated record
CACCAGCAGUCUGAAUAUCUUUUGUUGAAACGGCAGGCACCUAUACCCCAUUUGACCAUUCCUCAUCUCUCUCUCUUUCUCUUUUCCAUUCAUUACAUAAACCUCUUCCCAAAUCAUCAUUUCCUCUAUCCUUUCUCACAAUUCCCCGGAAACCCAUUUCUCAAUUAUCCCAAAAAAAAAGGGGUGUUUGAAAACUUUGAACUUUGAAUUCCCCACAAUACCAAAAAUGAAUGACUUAUUUUCCGGCUCCUUCUCUCGCUUCCGCAACGAACAACCCUCCCCCGAUCACCACCACCACGAUAUCGAGAUGGGCCCGGCCGGGCACACCGGAGUUAACCUCGACAAGUUCUUCGAAGACGUCGAGUCCGUCAAAGACGAGCUCAAGGAGCUCGACCGCCUCAACCAAACGCUGCGCUCCUCGCACGACAAUUCCCAGACUCUCCACAACGCCAAGGCCGUGAAGGACCUCCGAUCCCGCAUGGACGCCGACGUGUCCCUCGCUCUCAAGAAGGCCAAGCUGAUCAAAGUCAAGCUCGAGGCGCUGGACCGCUCCAACGCGUCGAACCGGAGCUUGCCUGGCUGUGGACCCGGUUCGUCUUCGGACCGGACCAGGACAUCCGUGGUGAACGGGCUGAGGAAGAAGCUGAAGGAUUCGAUGGAGAGUUUCAAUAAUCUCCGGCAGCAGAUUUCGUCGGAGUAUCGGGAGACCGUACAGCGCCGGUACUUCACCGUCACCGGCGAAAAUCCCGACGACAAAACCGUGGACCUACUUAUUUCCACAGGUGAGAGUGAGACAUUCCUACAAAAAGCCAUUCAAGAGCAAGGACGGGGUAGAAUUUUGGACACAAUACAAGAAAUUCAAGAGAGGCACGAUGCUGUGAAGGAUAUGGAGAAGAAUCUUAAAGAGUUACACCAGGUGUUCUUGGACAUGGCCGUAUUGGUCCAGGCUCAAGGUGAGCAAUUGGACGACAUCGCGAACAACGUGGGAAGAGCUCAUUCGUUUGUGGAUCGUGGGACUCAGCAGUUGCAGACUGCCAGGGUGCUCCAGAAAAACACCCGGAAAUGGACCUGUUAUGCUAUCAUAAUUUUGGUGGUGAUUAUUGUGCUUGUGGUGCUCUUUACAGUCAAGCCAUGGAAAAAUAACAACAGUAGCCAAACUCCAGCAAACUCUACUCCAGCAAGCACCACUCUAUCUCCUCCACCUCCAGCUCCAGGAGGAGCAUAGGUAGGAUUGCCAGGGUGCCUAUGGCUUUGCCCUGGGCUGCAGGGUAUUUUAGUGUAUCCCUUGUUAUUGAGAUAUGGCCUCUUUUUUUUUUUUUUUUUUAAUUGAUUUGUUUAUAUUCUUUGAAUAUGUUGAAUUUGAUGGGAGUGAGGUGAGAUAGACUUGGUUCUUUGAUUUUAUUUAGAGCCGUUGACAUGGAACUACCUACUACUAGAGCUAAUAUUUUUCAUUUUAUGGAAGGCAGAGCCAAUUUUGUUCAUGUGUAUACAAUAUAAUAAGAUGUGGCUAGGUCUCAUUGAGGUAGACUUUAUUGGAGACA